This is a messenger RNA of Drosophila erecta, 4877 nucleotides long. It is a transcript of the gene Nos, whose product is annotated as nitric oxide synthase. NCBI's taxonomy places the organism in Eukaryota, Metazoa, Arthropoda, Insecta, Diptera, Drosophilidae. The coding region runs from base 608 to 4633 and encodes 1341 amino acids. The transcript is spliced from 19 exons. Gene Ontology annotation, molecular function: NADP binding; heme binding; nitric-oxide synthase activity. The record is from RefSeq and is a predicted model, not a curated record. Gene Ontology annotation, biological process: nitric oxide biosynthetic process.
CCAAGGCCGUUAUUCCAACAAUCCUCUUCCAGCUGCCGCCGAAUCAGGAGCUUUAGCCAGGACCCACGCCACUUAGAGCUUGUUGGAGUGUGGCAGCCGAGCUUUCAACAACACCCAAAGGAUGCUGCCGGAGGUUCAGCCGCUAUUUAAGGAUGCUGCGUUGCGGCCUUAGCUUCAGUCAACGCGCGGCGUUUGAGUUCUUUGGAUCGCGCUGAAAACUGAAAUCGAAGGACCACACAGAUAAUCCAAAGAAGCUAUCAGUUUAAAAAGAGUCCCUAAAUCUCUUUGUGAGUGAAGUGACCCAAAGAAAAGUGUCUAGCAAUAUUGUUUCUUUGCCUUGUUAAGAUGUGUAAUAAGCUACUGUUAAUAGUUGCCACGAAUUAAUCCGUUUAAUUACAAAAACACUGUUUUCGAAAACAUAAAUCGGUUACUAUAGUGAAGCAAUUGAGUGUGGACCGAAAAACGAGAGCGCCGCAGAAAGUUUACCAACAGAAUUUAAUCAAAAACUUGGAGGGUAAAUUGUCCAAGUGGUUCACCUGUUGGCUGCAUUUUAAAUCAACGAGGCAAACAAUCAGCGCAGAGGAGCUGCUCCUAGUCCCCAGACAAGAUGUCGCAGCAUUUCACAUCGAUAUUCGAGAACCUGCGAUUCGUGACCAUCAAACGUGCGACAAAUGCGCAACAGCAGCAGCAGCAACAGCAACUGCAGCAGCAGCAGCAGCAACAGAAGGCACAUGUAGCCGCACAGCAACAAAACAGCAGAAAAAUCAAAACUCAAGCUACGCCAACGGUGAAUGGCAAUGGGCUCUUGAGCUGCAAUCCAAAUGGCGGAGGAGGUGACUCCUCGCCCUGCCAUGAAGUGGAUCUUGCGGGAGGAGCUCAAGGAGCAGGAGGAGCAGGGGGCUUGCCAUCUUCAAGUGGCACGCCAUUGAGGCACCACAAGCGCGCCAGUAUCUCCACAGCGUCGCCUCCAGUUCGCGAACGGCGUGGCACCAACACCAGCAUCGUGGUCGAACUGGAUGGGAAUGGGAGUGGCGGUGGAGGUGGAGGUGGCCAGGGUACGGGAUGUCCUCCCUCGGGCAGUGGCACUGCGUCCGGAAAAAGUUCGCGGGAACUAUCGCCGUCGCCCAAAAACCAACAGCAGCCCAGAAAGAUGUCACAGGAUUAUCGGUCGCGUGCCGGCAGCUUUAUGCACCUGGACGACGAGGGACGCAGUCUGCUGAUGCGCAAGCCGAUGAGACUGAAGAACAUCGAGGGCAGGCCGGAGGUCUACGACACGCUGCACUGCAAGGGUCGCGAGAUUCUAUCCUGCUCGAAGGCCACCUGUACGAGCAGCAUUAUGAACAUUGGCAAUGCGGCGGUGGAGGCUAGGAAGCCGGAUCUGAUCCUGGAACACGCCAAGGACUUCCUGGAGCAGUACUUCACAUCGAUAAAGCGUACAUCAUCUACCGCCCACGAGACGCGGUGGAAACAGGUGCGCCAGAGCAUUGAGACCACUGGACAUUAUCAGCUAACCGAAACGGAGCUAAUUUAUGGUGCCAAAUUGGCCUGGCGCAAUUCUUCUCGUUGCAUUGGCCGAAUACAAUGGUCGAAGUUGCAGGUCUUUGACUGUCGGUAUGUGACAACAACAAGUGGCAUGUUUGAAGCCAUUUGCAAUCACAUUAAAUAUGCAACAAAUAAAGGCAACCUGAGGUCGGCCAUCACGAUAUUUCCCCAACGCACAGAUGCCAAGCAUGAUUAUCGCAUUUGGAAUAACCAAUUAAUAUCUUAUGCCGGCUACAAGCAGGCGGAUGGGAAAAUCAUUGGCGAUCCCAUGAAUGUCGAGUUUACCGAGGUCUGCACCAAGCUGGGCUGGAAGAGCAAGGGCAGCGAGUGGGACAUACUGCCAUUGGUGGUCUCGGCCAAUGGCCACGAUCCGGACUACUUUGAUUACCCGCCCGAGCUGAUACUGGAAGUGCCGCUGACCCAUCCCAAAUUCGAAUGGUUCUCGGAUCUGGGACUGCGGUGGUACGCCCUGCCCGCCGUAUCCAGUAUGCUGUUCGAUGUGGGCGGCAUCCAGUUUACGGCCACCACAUUCAGCGGUUGGUACAUGUCGACAGAGAUUGGCAGCCGGAAUUUAUGCGACACAAAUCGCCGCAAUAUGCUCGAGACGGUGGCGCUGAAGAUGAACCUGGACACCCGCACACCCACGUCCCUGUGGAAGGACAAGGCCGUCGUGGAGAUGAACAUCGCCGUGCUCCACUCCUACCAGAGUCGCAACGUGACCAUUGUGGAUCACCACACGGCCAGCGAGAGCUUCAUGAAGCAUUUCGAGAACGAGUCCAAGCUCAGGAAUGGGUGUCCCGCUGAUUGGAUUUGGAUCGUGCCGCCGCUGUCGGGCUCCAUAACGCCGGUGUUCCACCAGGAGAUGGCUCUGUACUACCUGAAGCCCUCGUUCGAGUACCAGGAUCCCGCCUGGCGCACCCACGUGUGGAAGAAGGGGCGUGGCGAGAGCAAGGGCAAGAAGCCAAGACGUAAAUUCAAUUUUAAACAAAUCGCUAGGGCUGUGAAAUUUACAUCGAAACUAUUUGGACGCGCCUUGUCGAAGCGCAUAAAGGCAACAGUUCUUUAUGCCACCGAAACUGGCAAAUCGGAGCAAUAUGCCAAGCAGCUUUGUGAGCUACUGGGACACGCAUUCAAUGCUCAGAUAUAUUGCAUGUCGGACUACGAUAUAUCCUCCAUUGAGCACGAGGCAUUGUUAAUUGUUGUGGCCUCCACCUUUGGCAACGGCGAUCCCCCCGAAAAUGGCGAGCUUUUCUCCCAGGAACUGUAUGCGAUGCGUGUCCAGGAGUCUGGCGAGCAUGGAUUGCAGGACUCCAGCAUUGGCUCGUCGAAGUCCUUCAUGAAGGCCAGCUCGCGGCAGGAGUUCAUGAAGCUGCCACUGCAACAGGUGAAGAGAAUCGACCGCUGGGACUCGCUGCGGGGCUCCACCUCGGACACCUUCACCGAGGAGACCUUUGGGCCCCUGUCCAAUGUCCGGUUCGCCGUUUUUGCCCUCGGCUCCUCGGCCUAUCCGAAUUUCGGCGCCUUCGGUCAGUAUGUGGACAACAUUCUGGGCGAGCUCGGCGGCGAACGCCUGCUGCGGGUGGCCUACGGCGACGAGAUGUGCGGACAGGAGCAGUCCUUCCGGAAGUGGGCGCCCGAGGUAUUCAAGUUGGCCUGCGAGACCUUCUGCCUGGAUCCCGAGGAGAGCCUCUCGGAUGCCUCGCUAGCCCUGCAGAACGAUUCCCUGACAGUGAACACGGUGCGUCUGGUGCCGUCGGCGAACAAGGGAUCCCUGGACAGCAGUCUGUCCAAGUACCACAACAAGAAGGUGCACUGCUGCAAGGCGAAGGCGCAGCCCCACAAUCUGACCCGUCUGAGCGAGGGGGCCAAGACCACGAUGCUGCUGGAGAUCUGUGCACCGGGCUUGGAGUACGAGCCUGGUGAUCAUGUGGGCAUCUUUCCGGCAAAUCGAGCGGAGCUGGUAGACGGACUGAUUAGCCGCUUGGUGGGUGUGGAUAAUCCCGACGAGGUGCUGCAGCUGCAGCUGCUAAAGGAGAAGCAGACAUCGAAUGGGAUCUUCAAGUGCUGGGAGCCGCACGACAAAAUACCGCCGGAUACUCUGAGGAAUCUGCUAGCCCGAUUCUUCGACCUGACCACUCCGCCAUCCCGACAGCUACUCACUUUGCUGGCGGGAUUCUGCGAGGACGCCGCGGACAAGGAGCGGCUGGAGUUGCUGGUCAACGAUUCGUCCGCCUACGAGGACUGGCGGCACUGGCGACUGCCCCACCUGCUGGACGUUCUGGAGGAGUUCCCCUCGUGCCGGCCACCGGCUCCUCUUCUGCUUGCCCAACUGACGCCGCUGCAGCCUCGCUUCUACUCCAUUUCGUCGUCGCCUCGCCGCGUUAGUGACGAAAUCCACCUGACGGUAGCCAUCGUUAAGUACCGCUGCGAAGAUGGCCAGGGUGACGAGCGGUACGGCGUUUGCUCCAACUACCUAUCCGGCUUGCGGGCGGACGACGAGCUGUUCAUGUUCGUGAGGAGCGCCCUGGGCUUUCACUUGCCCAGCGACCGGAGUCGUCCCAUCAUUCUGAUUGGUCCUGGCACUGGAAUAGCUCCAUUCCGCUCCUUCUGGCAGGAGUUCCAGGUGCUGCGCGACCUGGAUCCCAUUGCCAAGUUGCCCAAGAUGUGGCUCUUCUUCGGCUGUCGGAAUCGGGAUGUGGACUUGUACGCCGAGGAAAAGGCGGAGCUGCAGAAGGAGCAGAUCCUGGACCGAGUCUUUCUCGCUCUGUCCAGGGAGCAGGCCAUUCCGAAGACAUAUGUGCAGGACCUGAUUGAGCAGGAAUUCGAUUCGUUGUACCAGUUGAUUGUCCAGGAGCGGGGCCACAUCUACGUCUGCGGCGAUGUCACAAUGGCCGAGCACGUGUACCAGACCAUCAGGAAGUGCAUUGCCGGCAAAGAGCAGAAAAGCGAGGCGGAAGUUGAGACAUUUUUGCUAACACUGCGAGACGAAAGUCGCUACCACGAGGACAUAUUUGGCAUCACGCUGAGAACCGCUGAGAUACACACAAAGUCAAGGGCCACGGCCAGGAUACGGAUGGCCUCCCAGCCCUAAGGAUAGAUAUUCGAACUAAUCAAAAUAGGAGGGUGACAUAUCCACAUAAGAGAGGAGCAGCAAGCACUUAUCCUUUUUUUCUUCCAUAUUCAAAUGCAAUUAAAUAUUGUCGCUUUGUUCAUUACAUAUUCGUAUGGAUAACGUUUAAAUAACUUACAUUUUAUUAUUGAUUCUAAUGUACAAAUCAAUUCCGAAAUCAAAAUCUAAAUGUUGAAAUAUAUUUCAAAUAAACGAACCGAAAAAG